UUACACACAAGCAGCAAGGUCCCACAUCCUGGUACUUUUCAACGUUGUCAAGGAAGGCUUCGGUAGAGAGAAAGGCUGGCUCGAGGGAAGUAGCUGCAGUGUCCUGACAAUAUAUCUGUCCAAACGUUCACAAACUAUCCCGGAAAGUUAGGUGUAACUACCAGGACCAUCCGUUAUCUGUUAAUGUCAAGAUGUGGCUGGUGACCACCAGAGAUGGGAGACGGACAUAACAAGACCUAUAGGAUGUUACUCAAUAGCAUACAACAAUGUAGUCUAAAGGCUGACAGCAUCCAUAUCAGGUGAACAUUGGACUAAGGAGAGUGGGAUGAGUGAAGAUUCUGCAGCCAGCACAGUUUGGUGAAGAGCACGAGAGGUGACCAAUCAGCAACUAGCAUGCCAACCACCAAGGGAACUGGAGGGGCUGGCAGCCCACGGGGUCAGCGCUACCGUCCAGCCUCAGAGUUCGACGAUGCCACACUCGCCCAAAAGAGAGAGUACUGGAAGACCAAGAAACGAGAGCAGAGGGCCAAGCUGUCAGAGGUCAAGAGGGAAAAAGAUACAAACAGAGUGUGUAACUCCUUGGGCAGAAAUGCAGUCCAUAAGACCCUAACCUCUAUGGUGUUGAAUCCCAGUGCCUCUUGUUCAAUGGCAGGGUCUGCCCCCACUUUGUUGAAUAGCGAUGGUUCCUACCAAACCAAUGUCAGUGGUGCACCUGUAGUUUUAUUAAAGGGAAAGGGUUCUGCUAUCUCCUAUCAUCUGAACCAUAGUGCUGAAGAAGAGGACCAAAACUCUUCCUUAGCAAACCAAAAGGAAAAAUGGUUCCAGAGGAUAAAACUUGACAAAGUCUUGCCUCCGUUCCCAACGUCCAGUGCAGGUCUAGGAGAAGGUGCGAUGGUCUGCAAGAUGGCGGUGAAAAGUUCCCCAACAGGGGGCACUGUGAUCGGAACGGUUACCUCAGCCAAACCCAACGGAGUGCUGCUCAACAGUGGCUCCUCCUUGCCUCUGGGAAGAGUGGCUGUGAGACCCUCAGGUUCUGCACCUCACCAACCACAGGGUGGAAUGACUGUUCUGAAUGGCAGCUCUCCUGUAGUGUCAACACAGAAGCAACUGGCCACCCAGAGUGUAUCAAGGCCUGAUGCGUUUACUGAGACACAAGUUACAGUGCGUGUUCAGCCUGGACCGCUAACUGCUAACAUUACCUCAGGGUUGUCCAUCGUGACCAAUCAGCCUACCCCUGCCCUCAUUCCCAAACCAGAGGGUAGGCCUAUAGGGAUGAAAGUAACACAACUAGGUGGGACAAAGCGUGCCCCGGUCACAGCCCAAGAAGUUAGUUGUAUCAACGACACAUCAGCUACACUGGAGAUUGAGGAGGACAAAGCCACCAAGCGCAGAGAGAAUUGGCGCAUCAAGAAGCGAGAACAGAGAGCGAAGCAGGCGGUUAGGUUAACAAAGACUAGAGAGAGAAUCACGAACAUGGAGAUAACGUUGCAAAAAGCUGGAAUGUUACCCAACGUGGUCAUUGAACGUCCUCCGUCUGCUUUGAGUGGACAGGGCCAUAGGCAGUGUGUUAAUAGAGUCAGGGUCCCGUUCAUCUCAGCCGGACGCCUGCUGAAGAACGCCAGAGCAGUGGCUAGCGUUGUAGUCAAAAGGGAGUCUGAGGAUUCAGUCCUGGCUAAGCUAACUGCAGUCAAUGCUAAUCAACAGACUGUUCAGGUAAAAGUAGAGAAUCCGCAGGACGCUGAACCAACAAUGCAGACUGGCAUGGCAUCGAAUGUCAUUGGUUUUAAACUAGAAGGGGAACCAAGCAGAAGGCUUCCUGGUCCAGGGCAGUUUAUCAACACUAGCCAAGGUAUGGUCCGUUGUAGGACUCCGAGACAGAGGUUCAUUGACGCCCAAAGGAAUUUCCUGGGUCAGAGAAACAUGAGAAAGUCCCCCUGUCAUGCUACAGCCUUCAAAACCCGCAACGCACUCCGAGAGGACCCAACGGAGACACCCGAGCAGAGGGUGGCCCGGAAGCGGGAAUACUGGCGUGUCAAGAAGCGGGAACAGCGAGCUAAGCUGUCAGUGGAAGUCCGCGCUAAGAUGAAGGAGAAGGAUGCUCUGAUGCGAAGAGUCAACCGGUACCAGAGCAUAUUGGAGGAUAUGAGGAAGGCGAGAGCGGCGGGCUGCAACACACUGCCACAACCAACAGGAAAUGGGCCUACCCACACCAGCGCCUCAGAGACCAUUGGAGGGUUCAUCAAGGAGGACGGUACAUUGACCAAUACCAUUCCCCAAAUGUAUCUCAUUACAGAAGCAAAAGAGACAGGGGAUGAAAUUGGUGUCAUCGGUGGGAUGCCUGUUAAUAAUUCAUUUACCAACCCUAACAUACACCGCCAACACCAACUGCUUCCCAAACCCACUGGUGAUACAUCUAGUAAUGUGGUACAUCAAAUACGGGUCAACCCACCACCUCUAAUCCGUCCUGCUCAAGUUAAGGUCUCCUGUCCUCCCAUCGGCCUGUCAAUCAGAAAGCCUCCCAAGUUAGUUUCAGGCAGCCCCCCGAAAAACCUUCCUAAUCCACACACAGUUGUCCAGCCCCAGAGUCGGAUCACCCUCACACACCCUCAAAACAUUCAAAACACCUUUCCUGGUUUGUCUACAGCGAUACCGAAGCCGGCUAGCUGGGUCAUGCAGAUGGCUGUCAAAGCUUCUACAGCAUCAGCAGCGCUCAACUUGGACCCAAAGCUAACAGAGGAGGAAAAGAUGGCUAAGAAGAGAGAGUACUGGAGGGUAAAGAAACGAGAGCAGAGGGCGGCCCGCGCCACCCGCCUAAGGCAAGGAGUUCAAGCUAGGGGAAAGACUGCCUCACACAAGAGGCGGAACCAAAGGUUAGCACGAUUAGCUGUCGCCAUUCCCAAUGUCAACCACACACUGACCAUCAAGCCUCUCUCAAACACCAGUGUGUCCAUGUCUCCACAGGGAGACCAAAUCAAACAAGAGAGAGGAUCAACCUCAACAGACGCUCCAUGUCCUCCACUGGAACAACCCCUCUGUGUUGAUAUCAAACCGUCCCGGUGUUCACCGCCACCACAGACCGAGCCACCAGACCCAGCCUUGAGUGCUGACAGCCAGGCCACCACUCUCUUAGUGGUGGCUUCUAUGAAGAAGCUGCUGGAGGAAUCGCUCAGCACUGUGGCUGACUGGAAAACAGAACAGCUGCCUUGUAAAAGUGAUCCUCAGACAUGUUCCUACGAGGAUGCUUCCGUCCAGAUGGAGGUCAAGCCAAAUCUACCUCUGCUCACCCUGGAAGAUGAGAAGGUCUCCCUAUCUGGUGACCUAUCGUUGGAGGUCAAAGGAUGGCAGGUGGACGCUGACGCCCUGCCAUCCUGCCAGGUAACCAUUUGUCCAUUGAGUCCUCAUCCUAAGGACUCUCCCCUGUCAAGUCCUUGCACUGAAAGUCUGUCUUUCCCAGCUCCCCCUCCCUCUGAACCACCCUCUCACACACCCACACACUCUUGGUCCCACACGGCAGCUUCCAGUGAACCGCCGCUCCCUCUCCCUCGCAGAGCCCAGAGGCUGCGUGCCAAAAAAGCAGGACACCAUCACUGCUGUUCCCCAGAACCCCCAAAGCUACACCAUCAGCCUCAACAACAACAACAACAACCACCUCAUCAACAACAUGAAAUUCAACAUCAACAACAACCACCUUAUCAACAACCUCAAAAUCAACUACAACUUCAGCAACAUCAGCACGCCCCAGCGGUGACAGGCCAGAAUGUGACUCUGGAGAAGAAGAGGGAGUACUGGAGGAUGAUGAAGAGGCAGCAGAGAGCUAGGACGGUCAGGCAGGGAGGAGGGGGGCUGAGACGGGGGGACUACAGCAGACGACUGGCCCUCAAAGCAGCACAGGUUUCGAAUCUCCUCACUGUGAAGACACACACACAGAGACCAGUGCAGAGAAGCGGAAGCUUCGGUUUACACACAGCACCAUUGCUCAAACUGCAGUCCUCCCCACUUCUCCAGCCUAUAUCUCCCCAGCCUAUUUCUCCCCAGCCUAUAUCUCCCCCUGCUUCUGGACCCAAGGCUAGCCUCAGCAUGGUCACCAACAUCCCUACACUUCUGGUUGGAGACCCCACCACCUCCAACAUGGGACAGACAUAUGAUACAACACAGCUCAACCCUCCUGUCAACUGUACCAGUAUCUCCAAUUCACCCAUUGGUGACACAGGGUCCCCACAGACAUCUCAUAGCUUCAGUACCGUGUCCCUCCCUUUUGGAGGUGGUGUCACUGUCCCCCCAUUGAGUGAGGGGAAGAAAGACGGGCUGCUAUUGGUGGAGAACCAACAGGAAGCGGCCCCAGGAUUGAGCGCCAACUCGCCCCGCGUUCUAAAAUGGAGACUGCGAGUGCAGGAAACCUCAGACACCGAUACCUCACCCAUCGCUACUCUCACACCUCCUCCCAACCCUUUGACUAGCAUAAAACUCUUACCCAUUCAGCCUCCCAGUCAAACAUCCUCUUUCACCCCAACACAGACUCCUUUCAAAUAUCAAGGUGCUCAGAUUUCUCAAAGUGGGAAUGUACAAAAUGUACGAUUGCCGACAUUGCAGGGGCUCACCAAAAGCCCUAUCUACAUAAGCCCAAUGGGUCCGCCCAAGCCAGUGCCGGGGGAGUCGGAAGAGGAGACUCUGAGGAAGAAGAGGGAGUACUGGAGGGUGAGGAAGAAGGAGCAGAGAGCCAGGAAAGCAAUGAGAGAUGGGGAGAUGACAGAGAAGAGGCCCUCGGUCAACUGGCAGCCCAUCAUCACUAACACUCAUCAUCCUCAACAGCUGCUUGAGGAGAUGGAGACACAGGAACAGGAUCCUGACCGGUGGUUCAACACCUCCGAGGACUCUGAACUACUUCUGAGUACUUCCACAGAGACAGACAUGGGCUACUUUCCUGACUUUGGCCAAACUGAACCUUUAGAAGACGAAUCAGAGCUCCUUUUCCUACACGACGAUCUUGGCGACAACUAUGACGGCGCCAUCUCGGAUGUUGUAUGGAGGAAUCGCUACCUCAUGGACUACGACCCGCUGAACCAGCUGCUGGUGUGCAUGGUGUGCGGGGAGCUCCAGUACUCCCACAGCCUGGAGGGGGUGAGGGCCCACAUCGACGAGGCCCACCCAGAUACCCUGAGCCUGGAGUCCCCGGAGCACCUUCGCAUCCUAGAGGCCUGGGACGAGCAGGUGUCCAGGAGAGAACGCUUCUUCACCAGCCAGCUGCAGCAGCACAGUGGGACGAUGGGAGGGGACAGUGCCAACCUCCCAGCAGAAGUAAUGGUUGAUACAGAGGACUCGUCAUACCCGACGAACAGCAAAAGCUCCAGAACGAUUAAAAGACUCUGAGGGCUAAGGUGAGCAUUUGAGCCUUCAUAACUGUACAGACACCAUCCAUGUCUGUAUAUCAUAAUGUUGACCGUAGCUCUCUGUAUACCAAGGGGUGUAUUCUUGUCUGUCUGUAGGAACACGUUUUCACGACACAUUGUUUACGUCCUACCUACUUGUCCUAAUUUGCAGAAGCACAAAUAGCUCAAUUCCAGACAGCAUAAAACAAUAGAGGAAGUGAAAACAUUUCUGCUGUUUUCUUUUGUGUAUUAUCUUUUCCGGAGCAGUUCCUCUACAAAGGAUGAACUAAACUUGGAACUGUAUAUCUGUAUAGGGGACAUGGAACGACAAGAGGCAAGCUUUACCUCAUGAACUUUGGGAUAGACCCACACAUCUACACAUACCCACGAAUGUAUCUUCUUGCUGGGGUUUUUUCCCCCUUUUUCCCCCCAAUUUCGUCAUAUCCAAUUGGUAGUUACAAUCUUGUGCCAUCGCUGCAACUCCUGUUCGGACUCGGGAGAGGCGAAGGUCGAGAGCCGUGCGUCCCCCCGAAACUCAACUCAACCCAACCAAGCCACACUGCUUCUUUGACACAAUGCCCGCUUAACCCGGAAGCCAGUUGCACCAAUGCGUCGGAGGAAACACCUGGCGACUGUGUCAGCAUGCAUUACGCCCGGCCCGCCACAGGAGUCUCCAGUGCGCGAUGGGACAAGGACAUCCCUGCCGGCCAAACCCUCCCCUAACCCGGACGACACUGGGCCAAUUGUGCACUGCCUCAUGGGUCUCCCGGUUGCGGCAGGCCGCGACAGAGCCUGGACUCGAACCCAGAAUCUCUAGACCACUGCGCCACUCGGGAGGCCUUCUUGAUGUUUUUGAUAGCGCCAUAUUGUAGCGAUAAUCAUUCACUACUACUACUACACCAUGUCUCCUGUGCCCUAAACCAAAAUAAUAUAUCAAUAAGAGAUGUCACUGGGCUCUAUAAUGUCGUUGUGCUGUAUAACAUACUAAAGCACAGUCAGGGCUCUUCCUCAAUCCACAGCACUGGGUCAACUUAACCUCCCUAUUAUGUGUCCAUAACAAACAGGUCAGUGAUGUUCUUCAAUCUGAAUGAAUGUGUCCUUACUCCUCAAUGUACCAGGAUCUAUAUGAUCUAGGUUUUUAAGGGUAAAUAGCAGACCUUGGAGACCAUGCAUCCAUUGAAAUGGUCUACAGGUGAUCAAUUGUUCAAUGAUUGAUAUUCGUCUGUACAUACAGUACAUUUUAUAAUUUUACUUAAUGAUAUGUUUAUUUAAUAUUUCUCACAUACUAUCAGUUUUGUAUAAAGUUUUGUACUGUAUUAACAAUUUGUUAUUCAGGUCCAAGACAAUUCAGUUUUAUUUCUUCCCUUUUCACAAGGGACAUCCUUGCAUGAGGGUAUUCUAAAUAUGUCCUAAAAAGUACUGGUAUAAUUAUUUUUCAUGCAGCAUACUGUAUCUACAAGACUGACUCUUCGAAAUACUUAUUUGACACACAAAACAACAUUGUUUUCAUAAAUCGUUGUUCUGGAAUAUAUAAAAAUGUUCUUCCUUUUAAUAAAUGUAAACAUUGUUUCUGUAAUGCUGACUUGACAAAUGUAUUUCUGCACUGUAAAUACAACACACAAUCGUUAUGUUUAAAGGGGUGCUGAAAUGUCAAAACCCUUUUAAUGUAUCUGAUUGCCGAUCACUUAAUUGUUGCUCUCGUUUUGUUUCUGAUCUGAUUUCAUAUUUCCUUGUCUAUUUAUACUGAAUACAUUAUUUUGAAUGCCUUUUAUUUAGUCUGAACAAUCAGUCAGUGGCACAGAUAUAGAUUAUUACAUUUUUUAUUUAAUUGUAUCCCUGAUUUAACAAUCAAUUAUCAGCAUAUGUAUUUUUUAUUACUUUGUAAACAUACAAAAAAAUAUGUAAGAUCCAUAGGCCUGCUGCUUGGAUGUUUCUAUACUUCCUAUAUGUAACAGAAAAUGUGUGGAAUGGACUUCCAUUUGUGUUGUUUUUGGUUCACCAAUAUACUGACAAUUAACGUCCUAUAGAGCACGAAGCUUUGGAAGUCAGUCUUCUGUGGUCUUAACAGACUGAAAAAUGCAUUGAAAACAGAUUGUACUGUGAUUAACUUCUUCUUGUACAGCUGUAAGCAAACUGUAAAUGUACAGGGGACACUGACCACGCUGUAUGAUGACACCUGAUGAGAAUGUACCUCUUUGAAUUGGUUCCUACCUUGUCUGUUUUAAAAGGGAAUGUUCAAAUGCCUUUUCGGUACUAAUAAACCCUUUUUUCUAUCUUUUAAAA
Messenger RNA from Oncorhynchus mykiss (rainbow trout), 7649 nucleotides. The record is from RefSeq and is a predicted model, not a curated record. NCBI's taxonomy places the organism in Eukaryota, Metazoa, Chordata, Actinopteri, Salmoniformes, Salmonidae.